UUCUCUGUAAAAAGCUGUGUAAUCAAAUCCAGUGUCGGUUUUUUUGAAGCUCAGCCCCAUGUCGACGAUGGCCCAGGCCGCCGAGGUUUACGAGCCGAAGCCGCUCCAACUCUGGCGAGCUCUCGUCAACUGGCUCGGCUUCUUCGUCGAGAUCAUCCUCCAGAUCCUCAGAGGCGCCCCCUGCCUCCCUCACUUCCUCUCCUACCUCCCCCUCCUCGCUUCUCCUCCUUCUUCCUCCUUCCGCCCUCUCCCCGUCGCCGAAAUCCAACUCAACGACGCGUCGUCCUCCAACCUCGAAAACGGCGUCGUAUCUCACCAUCCCGCCCUCCCGAAACUCACGGUAGUGCUUGACUUAGAUGAGACGCUAGUGUGUGCAUACGAGACAUCUAGUGUGCCUGCGAUUGUUCGGACUCAAGCGACUGAUGCUGGUUUGAAGUGGUUCGAGAUCGAAUGUGUAUCUUCGGAUAAGGAGUCUGAUGGUAAACCGAAGAUCAGUUAUGUGACAGUUUUUGAACGUCCUGGAUUGCACGAGUUCUUGAAACGGGUCGGUGAAUUUGCUGAUCUUGUCCUAUUUACUGCUGGCCUUGAAGGCUAUGCAAGGCCACUUGUUGACAGAAUAGAUUUGGAGAAUCGGUUCAAGUUUCGUCUCUAUCGGCCUUCUACAGUUACCACGGAAAAUCGGGAUCAUGUGAAAGACCUAUCUUGUAUAUCAAAAGAUCUCUGUCGAAUUGUUAUAGUUGACAACAACCCGUUUAGUUUUGUGCUGCAACCAUUGAAUGGAGUUCCAUGUAUACCAUUUUCUGCUGGACAUCCGUAUGAUGAUCAGCUCUUGGAGGUCCUGCUUCCUCUACUCAAACACCUUGCCCAGGCAAAAGAUGUGAGGCCUGUGCUUUAUGAGAGAUUCCACAUGCCUGAAUGGUUUCAAAUGCAUGGAAUCACUGUUACUAGUUAGUCAGCAUGAUGUUAACUAGAUUCACUAAUCGGAUCCGUAGCUGCAACAUUUUCUUGAACAACCUAACUAGGUACUCAUGUUGGGUGAAGCAUUUCUGCAGAUCUUUAUUCUUGUAUAUUGAUGUUCUUUCACUGGUGUCGGCCCAUGCAAUUGCAUAAAUUUAUUGGAUUAACUGCAUGGGCAACAGUUUGAAUGUGGGGCGCGUGAGUAAGGCUGCAAGUACGACGGUAGAGUUAACUUCGAUUCUUUUGUAAUUAAACAUACUCAACACAUUUGUUGUGUGAAUCUUAUCAUUCAGAUUUCAGUCGAGUUUGUUUUCUGA
Messenger RNA from Argentina anserina (silverweed cinquefoil), 1274 nucleotides. RefSeq lists its product as uncharacterized. The record is from RefSeq and is a predicted model, not a curated record. Lineage: Eukaryota; Viridiplantae; Streptophyta; Magnoliopsida; Rosales; Rosaceae. Gene Ontology annotation, molecular function: phosphoprotein phosphatase activity. The transcript is spliced from 6 exons. Bases 59 to 952 code for a protein of 297 amino acids.